Molecule: messenger RNA, 3615 nt
Organism: Scylla paramamosain (green mud crab)
Lineage: Eukaryota; Metazoa; Arthropoda; Malacostraca; Decapoda; Portunidae
Product: longitudinals lacking protein, isoforms A/B/D/L-like
Exons: 5
Coding region: 93-1364 (423 amino acids)
Biological process (GO): regulation of transcription by RNA polymerase II
Cellular component (GO): nucleus
Molecular function (GO): protein binding
Source: RefSeq, a predicted model, not a curated record
GCUCAGGACGCGGGUGACGUCACACUCACAGCGAGGAGGAGCGAAAAUGGCCGAGUGAUGGAGGCCCUGCUGGCUCAGAAUUAUUGGAGAAAAUGGACGGUGAACUUCUAUCCUUGAAGUGGAACAAUCACCGAACAACAUUUUACCAUGUCAUCAGUGGACUCCGCAAUAAGGAGACCUACACAGAUGUAACUCUGGCAUGUGAGGGCAAAUUUUAUCCCGUCCACAAGUUGGUUCUGUCCACCUGUAGUGAAUAUUUUAGUGAUAUUUUUGAUCGCACACCAUGCAAGAACCCAGUAGUAGUUCUCAAAGACAUAAACUGCCAAGACUUGGAGUUUCUUUUAGAUUAUAUGUACAUUGGUGAAGUUAAUGUGAGACAAAAUGAACUGUCUUCACUCAUAAAAGCAGCAGAGUGUUUGAGAAUCAAAGGCCUAGCAGUGCCUGAUGAGGAACCAAAGAAAAAUGGAAGUGGUGGUAGCAGCAAUAAUACCAGUGCCACAGGGCAGGGGAGGCAGCGCCCAGAGCUUGCCAGCCCACCGGCGAAGCGGCGGCGAGCCGAGGAGCGACGAGUGACUGAACAGAGCCCCGGCAGACCGCCUGGGGAUGGCAGCCCAGAGCAGGAGGCCGGAGGAUCGACCGGCAAGAUUAGUGGUAGUGAUGCCGGCAGGUCUCGGGACCAGCUGGAGGACAAGCAAUCUGACGUAAGUGUCGAGCAGCCGGCAGUGCACAUAAAAGUUGAACAGCAUGACAGCUAUGAACAAUCUGCCAACGAUGAGUUUCUAGUACAAAGCAAUAGUUACGAAGGUGGUGGUGGGGGUGGGGAGGAAGGAGACGGCCCACACAGUUCCGAGGGCAAUACCAAUGACUUUCCUGAGUUCCUCCAGUCAACUGUGGAAAAGGAGGAGCCUGUGGCCAUGAGUGACUUUAAUCCUAGUGACUUCCCUGGGCCAUCAGGACUACAAAAUAGUGGAAUGGCCACCUGGGAGGGUGACAAUAGUUCCACCAGCUUUGCGGAAGGACUCUCUGGGGCUGUGGCGGCUGCUGUUGCCGCAGCGUCACAACCCCAGCAGCAGCGCCAGCAGCAACAACUGCUGGAAGAAGCAGGGAGGAUGCUGGUGUGUGAGCCAGUGGGUGGCCCUUUGACUGAGCCUAGGGGUGAGGAGGGUGGACAACUGCGUUGUCCAGUUUGUGGUCGGCCCAGCAGUCGGCGAGAUCACCUCAGGAGGCACAUGCGCAUCCACACCGGGGAGAAACCUCACAAGUGCCCCUAUUGUCCCUUUCGCAGCCUCCUUAAAUGGAAUGUAAAAAGCCACAUGCAGCGCAGGCAUAGUCUUCAUUGGAUGCCACUGGCCGGAUCUCAAUGAUGAGUGCGCCAUGGAGAUGUAUGAAGGCUGCAUUAGCGCAGCAAUUGUCACCAUGGAGCAUUGUACUCUGAGCAUUACUGCACAUACAGCUUCUGAUUGUUGCUUUGCUAGUGUGCACUUUACAUUUUAUUAUAGUAAAGACAGAUGGACAUUAUCUAAAGUUUAUUGCAUAUUAUUAUGAGUACUUCGCCAAAGCAGUGGAGUGAGAUGUGCAUAGGUGAAUGUAGGAAAGCAAAAUGUUACAUUCCUGUGAUUUAGAUAUAUGAGGUGAAAUAUAUAAGUGGGAUUGGUGGGGGAAUACUUUGAACUUUGUGUAAAUGUACAACCAUGAAAAGAGAUGACUGAUGAAGAGAAAAUUAUGUUAAAUAUGAAACAUUUUAUCUAAUAAUUCUCUCUCUCUCUCUCUCUCUCUCUCUCUCUCUCUCUCUCUCUCUCUCUCUCUCUCUCUCUCUCUCUCUCUCUCUCUCUCUCUCUCUCUCUCUCUCUCUCAUAUGUAUCAUUAUUGAGAACUAUUAGAUAUCAAGGAAUGAUUGUAUAUGCUUGGAAAGAAAUAUAUUGUUUCUUAUACUUAGAGUAAAAUGCACUGUAACAAUUUCUGGGAGCUGACAUCCUAUAAAAGGAUGGUAAGAGCAGCAAUUUAAUAUAGAAAAAAAAAAAGUAAACUGCUCAAUCAUCAUUCCCUCCAAAGUAACAGUAAUAGAAAAGACCAUUUUAAGCACCAUAGAUACUUUGACACCUGAAAAGGAGUUCAAAUUGUAAGAAUCUGAAAGGGAGUGUAUAGUAUAAACACCUUUGAGGUCAGAAGGAAUGAUAAACAACACAGAACUCGUAACUUUAUGGAAGCUGUUUUAGGGAGAGAUGAGUAGUGACAUUUUCAGUUGAGAAUUACUAACAAGUGUUCAGUGUAGAAGACAAAAUUAGUUUAGUGUUGCUGAAAAGAGGAUAUUUUCUGCAGAGUAAGAUAAGUAGGUAGAUGGAGAAAAAAAUUUAAGCAUUGCUGUUCAGUGUGCUCCAUUCACAAAUUGCUGCAAUAAGUUAGGGUUUCUCUGAACUCUCUCCUUGAAUUGUUAAACUCUUGUCAAGUUGGCAACCUGGGGAAUGAAGGUAUAAUCAUUGGUAUGAGUGAGUAAGAGAAAUGGUUUGAAAUAAGUGUAUGAAUAAUGAAAAGUGCAUGACAGGACAGAAACUUGUGGAACCCCUUUCUUAAUUAAGCUUAGUGAAAUAAUAGUUGCUGUCUUCCUUUCCAACAAUCAAACAGCCUGAAGGGAAAUUUGUGGUAGUGUGAGGAACUUUAUAAGAAUAGACUAGAAAAAUGUGAUAUGCCAGAUCUCAAGGAUUUUUUAUGUUCAAGACAACAACAAAGGUUUUACCAAAAUGCCUGAGAUAAGAUGACCAAAGUUUAUUAAGGAAAGCUAGGAAAUUACCAUUUAAUCAUACUUUGUAUCAUCUGCACUGACAAUCAGACAUAUGAGCAAAUAGGUACUCACCUCCAAAACUUGGAGGGGCAGGAAACCAAAGGUCAAGAGUUUUACAGAUCAGAGCAAUCACUCUUCAUGAGAAUAGAUUGAGUGCAGGCAGUUACACAGCAAUAAGGAAAGUGGAUGUAGAUUGUGGAAGUCUGACUAGAUGUGGUGGAAGCACAGAAUCACUAUUACUGUUAACCACAGGAGGAACUUCAUUAGAUUUAUAUAAGCCUUUUAAGGGUCAGUGUCAGAAAGAUAAAACAUCAUUACAGACUUCAUCAGCAAACAUGAUGCUGUCAGAGGUAGGAGGUGACAAAAAGAGAGAAGCUUAGAAUCUUGUUGAAUUUUCAGCAACUGUGGGAAGAGUUCAUGUUUACAGAUACAAUAGAUGGCAGUGAUGCCAUCUGGAUGAUUACAGGGAAAGAGGAAAGGGAACAUUUUUUGGGGGGAGAAUGUUUUUGUUGGAUGCUAGUCAGUAGUUGUGGGUUCAGUAUAGUAAGUUUGAUGAAGCUGGCAGAAAUAUAAAGGGCAUGAGUUUGAGAAUUUGCUCAUUAUAUUAUUUUGCUGUCAAAGGAUAAGUAAUGAGCUGUCAAACGUACAGUUGUAAGACAAUUUUGAUCUCACAUAGAUAAGUAGAGUUCAGCUGUGCUACCUGAGGAUAUGCUGUAUUAUUCUAUAUUUUAUAAGCAAAAAUUUAUUUUUGUUUGUGAUAAACACUUGAACUUUAGCAAUGCAUGCUACAAACUCACAAAAUAAGGCCUUGAAAUAAAAAUAAUUCUGAGGCAUUA